CGGGUGGUGCGGCCCGCUCGGCGGAGGGCGGGGAGUCGGGCGCGGCGUCUCCCUGCUCGCUGCUAAACGCGGCCGGAGCCGGGAGCGGGGCGGUGGCAGCGGGACGGAGCCGGAGCCGGGCACGGAGCGUAGUGCCUGGGAGCCGAGCCCGGAGUAUGGCCGGGGCCGCGGCCGGCGCUGCUGCUGCUGCUCCCGCAGCCCGCGGGGAACUUUUCCCCGCGGCCGGUGCCUCCUGGCGGCGGCGGUGGCGGCGCUUGGGCUCGGCGGCGCCCGGCGGGCCGGGGCUGGGGCUGGGGCUGCUGGGGCUGCUGGUGUCCCGCCUGUGCUGCGGUACCUUAGCUGGACCAGUUGUUGAUCCACAUGUGACAGCAGUUUGGGGGAAGAAGGUUGCACUGAAAUGCAUAAUUGAUGUAAAUGAAACAAUAACACAAGUUUCCUGGGAGAAGAUGCACGGUAAAAUUUCAGAGACCAUUGCUGUUCAUCACCCUGAAUAUGGAAUUUCUAUUCAAGGAAAAUACCAAGGAAGAGUGUCAUUUAAAAACUACUCGCUCACCGAUGCAACAAUCAUCCUGAAAAAUGUAAGCUUUUCUGAUGCAGGAGAAUAUAUUUGCAAGGCAGUUACAUUCCCACUUGGAAAUGCACAGUCGUCAAUAACUGUAACAGUACUAGUUGAACCUGUUGUGAGCUUAACAAAAGGACCAAACCCUCUAAUAGAUGGUGCAAAUCAAACAACAGCAGCAAUUUGUACAGCAGCCACUGGAAAACCUGCUGCAGAGAUUGACUGGGAAGGAGGUCUUGGUGAAAUGGAAUCCAGCUCUACUUUGUUUCCAAAUGAAACAGUGACAGUUGUAAGUCAGUAUAAUAUUGUCCCUACACGAUUUGCAAGAGGAAGACGUAUAACUUGUAUUGUGAAGCACCCAGCUUUGGAAAAGGAGAUAAGAUACUCUCAUGUGUUGGAUAUACAGUAUGCCCCAGAAGUUUCAGUAACUGGCUAUGAUGGUAACUGGUUCAUCGGAAGAGAGAAUGUUCAGCUCAGGUGUAAUGCUGAUGCAAAUCCAUUACCUAUGGAAUUGAUGUGGACCAGGUUGGAUGGACAAUGGCCUGAAGGACUGCUGUCUGUCAACAACACUCUGCAGUUCACCAGCCCAUUGACUUACAACUACACUGGGACUUAUAUCUGUAAGGUGACUAAUGCCCUUGGUCAGAGAAGUGAUCAGAAGACUAUCUACAUAUCAGAUCCUCCUACUACUACCACUCGACUGCCCACGGUUCCCUGGCAUCCUUCGACUGAUGGCAUCACAGGUUUAGCAACAGAACCUAGAAUAAUAGAUUUUCCAACAUCAUCCUUGCCAGCAAUGCAGGAAGACACUUGGGGUACUGUCAUCGGUAGUGCGGUGGGUGGGGCCCUCUUCCUCAUACUUGUCAGUGUUCUGGUUGGAAUUAUCUGCUAUAGGAGAAGACGGACGUUCCGUGGUGACUACUUUGCUAAGAACUACAUUCCACCAUCAGAUAUGCAGAAAGAGUCUCAAAUAGAUGUUCUUCAGUCAGAUGAUGUGGAUUCUUACCCUGACAGUAUAAAAAAGGAAAUAAAGCAUCCAAUGAACAGCUUAAUAUCUAAAGAUUAUUUAGAAGACCCUGAAAAACCAGAGUGGAACAAUCUAGACAAUAUUAACAGGUACCAGGAACGUUAUGAAAGACCAAUGGAUUACUAUGAAGGUGGAACAUUGGGGAUGAAAUAUAUGGGUGGUGAAUGUUAUGAUGACAAUGAAGAAGACUUUGUUUCUCACAUAGAUGGCUCGGUAAUAUCCCGGAGGGAGUGGUAUGUGUAGUAACCACUGAAAACUAAACUUGUAUCUACAACUCAUUUCAUUGGCUGAUCACUUUCAGAUUGUUUAUACUUAAACAUGAGGAGGAAUAAACUUUUUGAAACUGAUUUUUUUUGAAGGUUUUUAUAUUGUGACUUGACAUGCAAAUAUUCAAUCUGGGGAAAAUGUAUUUGAGCUGCUUAUUUUCCCAAUGCUGUACUACUGUUUAAGAUUGACUUUUAAUGCAGAGUGCUUAUAUUGGUUUAUGUCAGAGGUUAAAGAAAAAGCUAAAUUAAACUUAACACUCAAAAUUGUUUAAGAAUAAAAA
This is a messenger RNA of Cygnus olor (mute swan), 2133 nucleotides long. RefSeq names its product nectin cell adhesion molecule 3 (gene NECTIN3). Lineage: Eukaryota; Metazoa; Chordata; Aves; Anseriformes; Anatidae. Bases 156 to 1829 code for a protein of 557 amino acids. The record is from RefSeq and is a predicted model, not a curated record. The transcript is spliced from 6 exons. Gene Ontology annotation, biological process: symbiont entry into host cell; heterophilic cell-cell adhesion; homophilic cell-cell adhesion. Gene Ontology annotation, cellular component: adherens junction; apical junction complex.